Molecule: messenger RNA, 2562 nt
Organism: Actinia tenebrosa (Australian red waratah sea anemone)
Lineage: Eukaryota; Metazoa; Cnidaria; Anthozoa; Actiniaria; Actiniidae
Product: octopamine receptor beta-2R-like
Biological process (GO): G protein-coupled receptor signaling pathway
Cellular component (GO): plasma membrane
Molecular function (GO): G protein-coupled receptor activity
Source: RefSeq, a predicted model, not a curated record
ACCAAAAAACAGCAUUGAUUGAGAAUUACUCAGUCCUUGGCGGACAGGCACAGCCUUUAAACCUCUCGGCUGACAAAACCUUCAUAGCUGUUACGCCGGGAAAAAGAGAUUUAGUAAAUACUAUUAGGGCUGGUGGGUUUGUAGUACACUUUAGUAUCCACGAACUCGCUGGAACCAUCCGAACAAGAACUGCGAACCGAACGAGUCCAAGAUGUAUACUACACCGCUAUACAUAGUACUUCCUUUAAGUAUUCUUUCCAUUGCCAUUGUCGUCUCCAACGUUGCGGUGUGUUUUCUUGUUUGUCUGAACAAGAAUCUAAGAACAUUUACAAAUGGUUUCAUCGUGUCUCUGGCCAUCUCGGAUAUUCUAGUCGGUGGCGUUCUCUUCCCUUGUUAUUUGACUAAUCCUGUUGGAACUGCUGAUUUCAUCGGCUAUUUGGUGUCGAUUAUCCUUCUUGCUGGUGUUGCAAACCUCUGCACAGUGACGUACGAUCGUUAUUUGGCUCUUAAUCAGCCUCUGGAAUAUUCCUUUAAAAUAUCCAGGAUCUUCCUCAAGGUUGUGCCCGCAUCUUGGAUCAUCCCAAUCGUGUAUUCUCUUCUUCCGUUGAUCUGGAACACCGACCGAAGAGAGAAAAUUCACAAGAUCUACCUUAUUGGACUACAACUAAUUGGCGUCAUAAUCCCUUAUAUAUUUAUCAUUAUUGCUUAUUGUACGAUUUUUCGUCGUGUUCGUAGAAGCCUCAAACUCAGAAAACAGUUUUCGUUAAAUUCCUCCAAGCGUUCAAAACAAGAGAGGAAAAGAGUGACAAGCGAAGCGAAAGUUGCCAAGGUAUUUUUGAUUGUAUCUGCAUCUUUUAUUCUAUGCUGGCUUCCAGUAAUCUUCAUCACCACCGCAGGAGAAAUAUUCGACAGAAUAGACGUUAUCCCAGAAGCACUGGAAAUAAUAUCGUUCUUCACGAUAGCUUUCAGCUCACUUGUGAAUCCAUUAGUGUAUUCCUUCAUGAAGCCAGAUUUCAACAAAGCGAUCGUGAAGGCGUUGAACCGUCAUUUGAAGCGUGGAGGCAAUUAUACUACUAACGAUCAAACAAUUGCUUUAACUCCAAUGUCUGUGACUGCCACCUACAUUGCGGAAUAAGGAUUUCCUUAUGGAAAAGGGCUCUUAUUCGCAAACAGGUGUGUUUGAAUAAAGAGACGAUAGGCAUCCGAACGCCAGCCAUGUGACGCAUUUCAUGCUCACGAGCGUCGACAAAAACAUUACUAAUAACAGCAACUUUUAUCUUGAAAACGAGCCACUACUUUCUAUUUCCCAGUCGUUUUACACAUGCAUCUAUCGGACUGGGGUUCGUCGCGUCUUUAUGAACUAUUUUAUUCACAGCUCACAGUGUAAUUAUUUUAAAAGUCCUGUUAAUAGCUGUUAAUGUCAAAUGUUCCAGACGUUCCGUGACACAGCAGCCGCUGGUGUCGAACGGAAUCAGCUCAAUGUACGAGAACACUUUCAUUACCGUGUAUCUAUUUCUCCAAACAAUUUUUUUAUUGCUCCAGUGAAGACGUUAUUAUACCAGUUAGAAGCCAGAGUUUAUUGGUAUUGUUUGAGUUUGAAAGUUUACGUACCGAGUUGCUUGUCUUCGUCUUCAUUGGUGGCCGAGAUAACUCUUAUCUCUGAUGAUCCGGGCCUAGCAGAUAUAAGCCGUAAAUUCGUGACUCGCCUCAAUUAAAGGCCCUCGGAAUGCACUUUUGUCAGAUUACCUUAUUGAUGAACUUAAAACAGCCCUUUUGCGCCAAAACACGUAACAUUUUAGCUUAACCUAAAAACGAUACAGUUUGACAUGAUAUACUACCUAUCGGGUCUUGAGCAUGCGCAUUGGACGCAUUUAUGUCGAUAAUGAAUAGGUGGAAUUCACGAAAGUGCGAGCUGAAUGAAGCAUCUCUUACCCCUCUCUAAUUUAUUUACUAAUUUCUGCUCUUCUGAGCGUAUUUUUUGAAUUAAUAUUCGUCAUCUUUUUUCCCAGCCCGAAAAUGCCGAGAAAAGUUGAAAUGAAUAUACUUCGUAAUCGAAUGACAUAAAGAUCCUUGACGAUUUUUUAUAGCAAAUUUUGCAUUCGAGUACUCACGAUACAGACGUUCCGUGCUGCAUCAGCUGUACCAGCCGCCCUUUUACCUUAGCUCAGGAACGCUAAAGCCAAAGGCGGUUUAAUCGCCUUUAACUGAAUUAAGAUCAAUUAUUUGUGCGAUUAUUAUUUAACUAUAUACGAUUAGCUGGGAAGCUGCAUGUCAAGAGGGAAGUUGUUUAUCUUCUUACAGCAGAUGAAGGAUGACUGUUACCGACAGCGCGACGUGCAAAAGUAUGACCGGCGAUUAUGUGAUUCGCACAUUUCGAUGCGAAACUGGCUAGUUUUACCAAACAAGGCAAGUAAACACUCAGACUUUUUCGCUGCUUAGAGGUGUGCGGAUACAUUCUGAAGGUUGUUGAUACUUUGGCGCAUCGCGCUGUAAGGGGAGGACGGGAUUGAUGUUCAGCUACACCCUGUGCGAAUAGAUCUAAUAAAGCAAAUUUGAAGGCAA